This is a messenger RNA of Esox lucius (northern pike), 2607 nucleotides long. RefSeq names its product protein kinase, membrane associated tyrosine/threonine 1 (gene pkmyt1). Gene Ontology annotation, biological process: protein phosphorylation. The transcript has 8 exons. Gene Ontology annotation, molecular function: ATP binding; protein kinase activity. Lineage: Eukaryota; Metazoa; Chordata; Actinopteri; Esociformes; Esocidae. Bases 383 to 2227 code for a protein of 614 amino acids. The record is from RefSeq and is a predicted model, not a curated record.
AUUAUAGUGCGCGCUAGUUUAUGUCUAUGUUGAAAAAAUAAGUCAGACUUCACGAAAUAUGUAUUCAUGACAUAUAUAUAUACUAUUGCUAUUUGAUAGUUACGAACUGUACAUCAAGCGUACUUAGUUUGUGCUUAUAAUUUACAACUUGGUAAAUUGGUUUAACGUUUAAUGGCGACUAAAAUAUGUUCUGAGGUAGCUAGAUUGACGUUCCGGCUUUUCUGGUCAUAGAAUGACGGCGACUUUCAUGACUGUAACUUGGAAUUAAGCUGUUUUUGUCUGGUCUGAAUCUAACUUGCUCAGAAAAGUUUUAUCCUAUGGUUGCCACACCUUCACUGUCAUCUCCCAGGCCUAUAUAUUAAUUUCUCUACAUCUCCAAACCAUGUCAGCAUAUUUGGAAACCGAAGUGGCCACCACACCUCUCCCCCUCCCUGCCCACUUCUCCCAGGCGGAGCAGUCCUUCUCUCGGAAGAAACGGCGCCUCCCCUUCUCUUCAUGCUCCACCUCAUCUUUCUCGCCCCCUGCCCUCCUCACGCUCACACUACCCCCACGCCCCCCAUCCAAGGGCUGUCCCCCAGUGAGCCGGGUCUUCUCCCAACGCCCGCCGUCCCCGUGGACUCCCCUCUCUCGCUCCCUAAUGGAAUCUCCUCCUCCGCCGUCACUGUACGACCCCGGCAGACUGCAAUCCUACUUCAGCCAGUGCUUCACCAACCUGGGGCUGCUCGGUAGAGGCUCUUUUGGCGAGGUGUACAAGGUAUUGAGCCUCCGGGAUGGGCGUCACUAUGCUAUCAAACGCUCGGUCCAGCGCUUCAGGGGCAAUGGCGAGCGCGACAGGAGCUUGCGGGAGGCCCGGAACCACGAGAGCCUGUGCCCCCACCCUCACAUCCUGGGCUUUGUGGCGGCCUGGGAGGAGGGGGGGCGUCUGUACAUCCAGAUGGAGCUGUGCUGCACCAGCCUGCAGCUGCACACCGAGGCCCAGCCCCCCAGCCCAGGUCAUAUGCUAAACAUCAGAGGAGACGAGCCUGCUGCCUGGGCCUACCUGUGCGACCUCCUCUCGGCCCUGUCCCACCUCCACACCCGCGGCUUCGCCCACCUCGACCUCAAGCCGGCCAAUGUGUUCCUGACGAGCUCCAGUCGCCUCAAACUGGGCGACUUUGGGCUUGCACUGAAAAUCCAGGGGAAGCGGGGCACUAGUGGACUGGCCGGGAAGGAAAAAGGGACAGAGAAAGAGGACGUUCAGGAGGGGGAUCCUCGAUAUAUGGCCCCAGAGUUGCUGAAGGGUGAAUAUGGCCCUGCUGCUGACGUUUUCAGUCUUGGCGUGUCCAUCUUGGAGCUGGCGUGCAACAUGGAGGUGCCAAGAGGAGGAGAGGGUUGGCAGCAGCUGAGACAAGGCUGUUUACCUUCAGAGUUCACCAAUGCGCUGUCAGUGGAGCUGCAGACGGUGUUGCGGAUGAUGCUGGCCCCGGAGCCAUCUGUCAGGGCCACUGUGCCUGAACUCCUCUCCCUGCCAGUGAUCAGGAGACACAUGUGGAGGCGCCGCAUUUCCCUUCUACUCCACGAAACCCUGCUCACAUUGGUCUGCCUCUGCCAGUCCAUUGUAUCCCAUGGUUGGGGGCUUAUCUCCUCUCUCAACCUACCACUCCUUCCCCGCUCGUCUGCCUCUGCCCCGUGCACCCCUACCAAGGAGAGCUGGGAAAAGGAGUUCACGCUGCCCCCCAGUGCCAUGAUGCACAGCGACUCAGGAAGCCUGGAGGAGGACGUGGUGUUUUUGCCUGGUGGCAUGGGCCCAGAGAACUCACCCACUUUCUCUCACAGACUAAAAUCUCGGCUAUCUGUGGGAAGCACCUCCACUCCUCUGCCGAGCUCCUCUCCUCCAGUAUUCUCUCAACUCAGUGCCGCCCACACCUCCACACACUCUGGUGACAUCCACACCCCUUCACGCAGCCUCAACCUUGCACACACACCCUCCAGCAUUCACUCAGAAAGAUCCCACCACACACUGACGGCCUCCCCCAGUCCUAUCCCCCUAGACACUGGCUCUCAUCGACUCUGUCAAUUAGACCGGUCCAUGGACACACCCAGUCAGCACAGCACAUCGGUAAACUCUGCUGGACGGCCUGUCCGAAACUGGGUCCGUUCAGAGCCCCUUCCUCGACCCAGCUUCGAACCAAAGAAUCUGCUCAGCCUGUUCGAAGAAACAACUUCUACGUUGGACGGAGAACACUGAGAAUGAGACUGUCAGUAAUGUGUGCAACAAUGACACACAAACUCCCAUCUUUUCAUUCAGACAAAAGGGCAGCUGUGAUUUAUUGACAUGUUUGCUAUGUAGUUCUAAAUGUCUGUUUUCUAUUUGUGCUUUGAACAAAACUGUUUGUUUUGCAAAAAAAAUGCCACUUUUCAAGCCACAUUACUUGACAUGUUCUUAUUUGAACGUGUACUUGCUUGUAUUGAGAAAGUGUGCAGAGGGAUUAGCCCAUGCUGUAUUCUGUUAAUGUAUUUUCCCUGCCUUUUUGAUGUCUGAAAAUACUUUGCUCUCCAUACUUUGAUUUUGCUCAUUAUCUGCUGUAAUCCAUACCCCUCAAUGCCAAUUAAAGAUGCUGGAAUUCA